Molecule: messenger RNA, 342 nt
Organism: Didymodactylos carnosus
Lineage: Eukaryota; Metazoa; Rotifera; Eurotatoria; Philodinida; Philodinidae
Source: the annotation of a GenBank genome assembly
AUGUGGGAAAGUAAAAUAAACUUUAUCAAUAGUAAAUUUAAUCCGGAAGAACGAUUAAAACAAGCAAUUAAAUUUGUUUACGGCAAUUCCAUACCAUCUCAUGAAAAUAUUCUUAAUAAACUAUCGACCAUCGGAAAGCUAAUAAAAUCAAAAAAUUUGAAAGAAUUGGAAAAUGAAUUAAGAAAUGAUUUUAGUUAUGACGUGAUGCGUCUACAAGAACGUGCGAGACUGCAGACAAACACUUCUGCCUACACAUUAUCAACAAUUCGAAAUUUUAUUUAUUUGAACAAGCAAAUAGUGAUUGAUAAGCUGGAAGCUAUAAGCAGUGAGCAAGAAGAUUAG